AGGCCGCAGGGUGCUCGCCCGGCUCCCCGCCCGCCCGCCGCGCCAUGGCGCGCCAGCCGCAGGUGGCGGCGCUGCUCGUCGCCCUGGCACUCCUCGCCGCGGUGGACGGCACGGGGCCGACGACGACGACGACGACGUUCAACCCCGACUACAUCAAGGCGCCAGAGGCCGUCCAGUCGGCGAAAGGCGACCACGCGGCCGCGGGAGUCCUCGGCACCAUCAUCGCGGGCAGCCUCGGCCUGCUGGUUGCCGGGGGCUUUGUGGCGCGGCCACCGUUCGGCGCCCCCUCGAAGGAGACGGAGUGAGGGGCGCCGUUUUGGUCGGCCCCACGGGUGCCACAGUCCCUUUUCCCGCGGACCCUCUUUGCAGAAAGAGCGUGUUCUACGGCUGUCGGCAAUUUUCCACAGUAAAGCGGCGGUGGAUCACGCUCUCUCUCUCUCUCUCUUUGCAGCAGACCUGCGGAGGCGCCGGCGGUGGACCCGCACCCUGCUCUAUAGAAGAGGAACGGCGGGACAUGCCGCCGCCCGCGCCUCGCCCGUCGGCCUUGGGGGGCCGCCGCGCGGACGGCCGCCCCCAGCAGCUGAGCAGCGGCGCGCCGUUGCGAGGGGGACGCGCAUUCUUUUCCGAGGCACCGCGGGCCUCCCGCUUGCGGGCCGCGUUUUUUCAUCUGUCUGCUCGUCCUCGCGCGGCGACGCGUGGCAGCGACUUCUGCCCGCCACCGCACGAUCGCGAUUGAUGCCUGUCUUGGAGACCGAUUGAUCACUGUCUUGGAGACAGUCGCCGGACCCACCGUUCCCAGUCACACCCUUCCAGAGGGUAGGAGGAGCAGGGCAGCGAGGGUCUCCUGCCCUGUCUUCUUUUGCGGUCGCACUGCUGAGGUAGGGCGAGGGUCUCCUGUUCACGGACUGCCAGGUUGGGGCGAGGGCUCCG
Molecule: messenger RNA, 930 nt
Organism: Prorocentrum cordatum
Lineage: Eukaryota; Dinophyceae; Prorocentrales; Prorocentraceae
Source: the annotation of a GenBank genome assembly